Yamadazyma jaroonii is the source of this 438-nucleotide messenger RNA. Lineage: Eukaryota; Fungi; Ascomycota; Pichiomycetes; Serinales; Debaryomycetaceae. The record is from the annotation of a GenBank genome assembly.
AUGAAUACUGAGUAUAUCUUAUUGAUCUUGAUUGGGUUCUUUGUACCCCCUGUUCCUAUCUUCCUUUUGGAUAAGACCAUUUUCUCCAAAGAAUUUUUAGUUUCAGUACUUUUGACUCUUUUGGGCCAUCUUCCAGGAGUGUUAUUUAGCAUUUAUUACAUCGUUAUUGAAUUUCCUAGAAGACAUAGACAAAGAGGAUAUAGAAAUUUGGAUGAAGAGAAUAGAAAUCAACCAGAACAACAUGAAAGUGAAGAACAACAAAGUCAACCUUCAGUUUAUGUUGGCGAGCAAACACAAGGAAGUUACAAUGAUAUUCCAGAACCUGUAGCUGGGGGAUCUGAUGCUCCUCCUCCCAAUUACAGUGACGUUGUUACAGCUGAACAACAGCAACAAAAACUAGUGGAUACCAAAUCUGCUGACAAUAAAAUCCAAACUUAG